Messenger RNA from Musa acuminata AAA Group (dessert banana), 1426 nucleotides. RefSeq names its product short-chain dehydrogenase TIC 32 B, chloroplastic. Bases 341 to 1306 code for a protein of 321 amino acids. The transcript is spliced from 8 exons. NCBI's taxonomy places the organism in Eukaryota, Viridiplantae, Streptophyta, Magnoliopsida, Zingiberales, Musaceae. The record is from RefSeq and is a predicted model, not a curated record.
ACCCUUCCAACUCAGAUACUAAUAGAAGUAAGUGUAUGACCAUGGAUCAACCAUGUAUAUAAUCAAUUUAUCGUAAGGAUUUGGUCUAAGUGGAUACAAAGUAGGUAGAUUUGAUGUAACAAAUCCUCCCAAUUCAAUGGAAUAUAUAUAUAUAUAUAAGUUGGUAGAGGAUGGGUAUCUCGUGACCUACCUUCCUAAUGCCUCAUGCUCGCUCGCUCUCUCUCUCUCUCUCUCUCAACUUCUCUGCUAUAAAUGACUUGCUUCCCUCGAAUACAUCUGCUGUGUUCCUUUCUUCCUCUUAAUCGCUCCCCCUAGCUCCUCAACCCAAAGGCUUGCUUUCAUGGGAAUAUUCUCACUAGUGACAGGGUUACCAGGGCCAAGCGGCUUCGGAUCGUCUUCCACAGCAGAGCAGGUGACCGAAGGCGUCGACGCAUCCAACAUCACCGUCAUCAUCACCGGCGGUGCAAGCGGCAUCGGCGCAGAGACCGCAAGAGUCUUCGCACUUCGCGGUGCCCAUGUCAUCAUUGCAGCCAGGAACAUGGAGGCUGCCACUGAUGCGAAGCAGCUUAUCCUAAAGACCACUCCAUCUGCCAGGGUGGAUCUCUUAGAGCUCGAUCUCAGCUCACUGAAGUCUGUGCGUGCCUUCUCGGACAAGUUCCUCUCCAUGGAUCUUCCCCUCAACAUCUUAAUAAACAAUGCCGGCGUCAUGUUCUGCCCUCACCAGCUCUCUGAGGAUGGAACAGAGAUGCAGUUCGCUACAAAUCACAUAGGUCACUUUCAGCUGACGAAUCUUCUUCUUGAGAAGAUGAAAAGCACUGCGAGGAAGACAGGAAUCGAAGGUCGCGUUGUGAACUUGUCGUCUGUGGCUCACAUAUACACCUAUGAAGAUGGAAUUCGAUUUAGUGAACUCAAUGAAAAAUAUGGCAAGAAGGCAUAUGGGCAAUCUAAGCUGGCCAACAUAUUACACGCGAAUGAGCUCUCCAGGCGUCUACAGGAAGAGGGAGCAAAUGUUACAGUCAACUCUGUUCAUCCAGGACUCAUCAUGACGAACCUGAUGAGGCACACCUUGUUCCUGAUGAGGAUGCUAAAGAUGGUCUCAUACAUCCUGUGGAAGAACGUGCCGCAGGGAGCAGCUACGACUUGCUACGUUGCGCUACAUCCGAGCGUGAAGGGCGUGUCGGGGAAGUACUUCGUCGACUGCAACGAGGCGAAGCCGAGCUCGUUGGCCGGAGACGAAACCCUUGCGAGGAGGCUGUGGGACUUCAGCGAGAAGCUGGUUAAUGCCAAAAGUUGUGACCGUCGGUGAUGAGAGAUGCAAACAGAGUUUGCGGUCUUCAACUAUUUCGUGGGACUAUAAAUGAUGACAACGAGAUUUAAAUGUAGUAUAGGAUCACCAAAUCAAUAUUUCAAGUGUAUAUCCUUGUAA